Molecule: messenger RNA, 1891 nt
Organism: Cryptomeria japonica (Japanese cedar)
Lineage: Eukaryota; Viridiplantae; Streptophyta; Pinopsida; Cupressales; Cupressaceae
Product: aldehyde oxidase GLOX
Exons: 1
Coding region: 119-1807 (562 amino acids)
Source: RefSeq, a predicted model, not a curated record
UCCAUUCCUUUCUGUCUCUGCCAAAGUUACCCAUCGCUUUGCUACAACUUCAGAUCAAUUGCCUUAUUGCCUGGCCAAUCCUUCCCGGAAGCCACCAUUUCUGAUCCACCAGACAAAAAUGGAGGGCCCGGGUAACCCAUUGGCCAUGGUGGUCAAGGUUGUAGCAGUUUUGCUGGUUAUAACAUCAUCAUGCUGGGGACGCAAGGAAAAAGAUCUGCAAGGCAGAUGGGAGCUACUAUUGGAGAACGCCGGAAUUGCUGCAAUGCACACAAUUGUGAUGCACAACAACAAAGUCAUAAUGUUCGACAGACCGAACCACGGAUCCAACAUCACCAGAACCAGCCCGCCGUGCACUAAUGUAAGACCGCCUCUUCCAAUCGAUUCAGAUUGCUGGGCGCACUCCAUAGAAUACGACAUUGCCACCAACAAAGUGAGGCCUCUACAUAUUCUGACCGACACCUGGUGCUCUUCUGGUGCUCUGUCCAGCAACGGCACGCUGGUCCAAACGGGCGGGUGGGGACCGGCUGGGGCGUUCAAUGUCCGCUACUACACGCCCUGCUCGGACGGUACCUGUGACUGGGUGGAGUCCGUCACAGAGAAGAUGCUUGGCCCAAGAUGGUAUGCUUCCGAUCAGAUCUUACCCGACAACCGGAUCAUCGUCGUGGGAGGAACGGAUAACCAAUUCAAUUAUGAAUUCGUCCCGAAGCGUUCGGGUGAAGGGCUUUUCGAUCUGCCUUUUCUCAAUCAAACCAACGAUUUCGAGCAGAACAAUUUGUACCCAUUUCUACACCUGUCCUCGGACGGUAAUAUCUUCAUCUUCGCCAACAGGGACUCAAUUCUGCUCGACUACAAGAACAAUAAAGUCAUCCGGACUUUUCCCACCAUGCCUGGCGGUGGCGCACGGAACUACCCGAGCACCGGGUCGUCCGUUAUGCUUCCCUUAGACUUCUCUAAUGGUUUCAAAACAGUGGAGAUCAUGAUCUGCGGAGGAGCACCCGUGGGAUCCUUUUCGAGGUCCGAGGCGAACAAGAAGUCCAAUGGUCAGGUCUAUUUAGAGGCGCUCAAGAGCUGCGGGAGAAUGGAGAUCACGUCUGAAAAUCCAGUGUGGGAAAUGGAGGACAUGCCAGGUCCCCGGGUAUUGAACGACAUGAUCAUACUUCCCACCGGCGAAAUCCUCAUAAUCAAUGGGGCUCGAAACGGAUCCGCCGGUUGGCAAGAUGCCCGGAUACCCGUGCUGAACCCGUGGCUCUACAGGGCCGAAAACCCGGCGGGUAAACGAUUCACCGUGCUGGCUCCUUCCACCAUUCCUCGAAUGUACCAUUCUACUGCAAAUCUUCUUCCCGACGGGCGCAUUCUGGCGGCCGGAAGUAACGCCAACGAUAAUUAUACUUUCACAGAUGAUGUGUACUCGAAAACUGAGCUCCGGGUGGACGCCUACAGUCCUUAUUAUCUCGACCCGGUUUAUAACCGGAUUAGGCCCAAUAUUACUUAUGUUAAGCCCUGGGCUGCCAUUCCAUAUGGGUCUGAAUUUCUUGUGAAUUUUACUGUUUCUGGAAAAUUAAGCUCAGAUGUUCGUUUUCAUGUCUACGCUCCUCCCUUCACAUCUCACUCGUGGUCGAUGAAUCAGAGAAUGUUGUCUCUGGCGGCGGCCUCACCCAUCGUUAAAGAGAAGAAGAGUGGGAAAAGAUUUUAUUGGGUGGUUUUGACGGCGCCGCCAAGUCCUGUGGCGGCUCCUUCUGGGUUUUAUAUGCUCACCAUUGUCAAUGGCGGUGUUCCCAGCCAGGCCCAAUGGAUUCACUUUGGCUGAAUUUAUGCCCAGCUGGGUGGUUUUUUGUUGUUCUUGUUAUCUGAAAUAAUUCAGGCUCUUAGUGCCUGCAGUUCGAGGAAUGUA